AUAAACAGAAACCACGGUAAUAAGAGUUGAGAGGAGCUGAAGCAGGAAAGUGUUUUGAAAAUAAAAUGUCGUCAGAUGAAGAAAGCGUUGAGGACGAAGGAGUCCCCUAUUUAGGAGAAUAUGAAGGUGAUCGAAAUGAAGAAGAAGAAAGACAUGGAAAAGGAAAAGCUAAGCUGCCUAAUGGCGAUGUAUAUGAAGGAGAAUAUUCACAUGGCAAGAGACACGGCCAGGGAACAUACAAAUUUCAAAACGGAGCAAGAUAUACUGGAAGCUACAUGAACGGUAUAAAACACGGCGAAGGAACAUUCCUGUAUCCUGAUGGCUCCAAAUAUGAAGGGUACUGGCUUAACGAUGUCCGUCACGGCCGCGGGAAAUACACCUACCCGAACGGGGACAUUUACGAGGGGGAGUGGGCCGACAACCAGCGUCACGGUCAAGGGGAGUACACGUACCUGGAGACCGGGUCUAAAUACCGGGGGAUGUGGGUCCAUGGGAAAAUGGACGAAGUUGGGGAACUGAUUCAUGCUAACCAUCGGUAUUCCGGGGGAUUUUUGCAGGAUAAGCCCAGCGGAAAAGGUAAAUACGUGUUUGAUCACGGCUGCGAGAUGCGGGGGAGAUAUGAACUGGUUGAAGUUGUUCUUGAGCCUGACAAUGAGGAAGAGGAAGCCAUCACUGUUGUUGAACCAAAGUGGAAGAUAGAGGAACUUGUACCACUGGAUUGAAAAUUAAG
Pocillopora verrucosa is the source of this 730-nucleotide messenger RNA. NCBI's taxonomy places the organism in Eukaryota, Metazoa, Cnidaria, Anthozoa, Scleractinia, Pocilloporidae. The record is from RefSeq and is a predicted model, not a curated record.